AGUUGAAAUGAUAAAUACAGUGGAAGAAGAAACUGAGAAGAAUCUACCUUCUGAGAAGAAGAAAAGAAAAAGGGAGAAAGGAAAUGCUGUUGAUGUUAGCAGUGCUGUUCAGAGCAAGAUCGAAGGUUGUGCAGAUAAUUCAAUUGAAGAAAUUGGAGGGAAAAAAAGGAACAAAGCAAAGAAGAUACCAAAAAGUGGCAAUGCUUUGAUCGACAAAUUUGGUCAGCUUGGUGCUUAGGAAGAAGAUGGUGUCAAUAAAUUAAAUGUAGGUAACUCUAAGAAAGCUAAGAAAAAGAAGAAGAAGGAUCAUGAUUCAUUGAAGCAGGAUGAAGAUUUAACAGAAAAGAGUACGGAAGCUGAUCAGAAUGAAGUUUAUUUUAUCUCUUCAGGGGAUGAUGACUGCUCAAAAGGAAUGAAAAGUAUGAAGCAUUUUACUGAAUGGGUUACAGAAUACCAUCAAAGUAGACCAGGUUUGAAGGUUUUACAACAGAGAAUUGAUGAAUUUAUCACUGCUCAUGAAGCAAAACUUGAACAGGGAAGAAAAGAAAGAGAAGCUCUUGCUGCAGAAGGGGGAUGGACAGUGGUUGUACAUCAUAAAGGAAGGAAAAAAACCACAGAUUCUGAAAGUGGAAUUACUGUGGGCUCUGUAGCACAAGCUGCUGUGGAGGAUAAGCUUGGCAAGAAGAAGAAAAAAGAGGUUGGGCUAGAUUUCUACCGUUUCCAAAGAAGAGAGGCCCAGAGGAAUGAAAUUAUGAUGCUUCAAAGCAAAUUUGAGCAGGAUAGAAAGCGAAUACAACAAUUAAGAGCUGCUAGAAAGUUUCGACCCUAUUGAAUUUUACUGACUCAUUCACAAGGCAUGGGACUUGAAGCAACUCUUAUAAUUUCAUAAACGUUAAAAUGCGGGAAUCAGAGGGCCAGCUGCAUACUCGCCUGUUCUUUUCAAUUUUUUGUGCUGGUUAAGUUUGCUGAAGAAAUCAGCAAGUGCGUUGAUAGAUGCUAAUUAUUUUUGAUAAUGUACAACAUUUGCCCGAUUAGAAUUAGAAAUUUUGUUCUGUUACUGAGGAAUUUAUGAUUUUCUUAUGCCUGGUUGUAUAUUGGCAUUAUGAAUGAAUAUAUCAUCAAGCCAUUGAAGA
Messenger RNA from Pistacia vera, 1133 nucleotides. Its product is annotated as ribosomal RNA-processing protein 7 homolog A. Gene Ontology annotation, biological process: ribosomal small subunit assembly; rRNA processing. NCBI's taxonomy places the organism in Eukaryota, Viridiplantae, Streptophyta, Magnoliopsida, Sapindales, Anacardiaceae. The record is from RefSeq and is a predicted model, not a curated record. The coding region runs from base 413 to 832 and encodes 139 amino acids. Gene Ontology annotation, cellular component: CURI complex; UTP-C complex. The transcript is spliced from 6 exons.